AUGCUCUUUGGCAUCGAAACCUCUGACCAGGUCAACGACAUGCUCUUGAGUGCCCCUUUUACUCAAUAUCUGGCUCAACAAUUUGCUUCGCAGUUUGUAGCACGUAUUAGGAAACGCAGAGCUGACCUUCUGUUGCCCCCACCCCCACAAAUUCGGGUAAGAACUUCCGCUCUCCACAUUUCGUCAACCACCCCUGUUUUCCAACCCUAACCACUGCUACCAUCCCCUGCUAGUCCACUUCAACCGCGACCUCGGCCAAAGUUCCAUAAGAAGACCGGAAGACCGACAGCUCGAUAACAGAGUGUAGGAUCUUGGAGUGAACCCAUCUCGAGCCAAACCAUCUCAUUCAAGAGAUCCAAAUCUCAACUACAUCGUCACCGAAAAGAUGACCUCACCUCUCGACCACCCAGCUUUCAACCAUAUCCCACCAUGGGUUCAAGCGAAACUCUCUCCUAUCGCAAUCACCAAAAUAAAAGACGUCUACCAAUUUGUAGAAGAGGAGUGCAUACCCGCAGAACCAUUGAUGAAGCAACAAAACGCAUCACCAGAAACACGAUAG
Hymenoscyphus albidus is the source of this 559-nucleotide messenger RNA. The record is from the annotation of a GenBank genome assembly. NCBI's taxonomy places the organism in Eukaryota, Fungi, Ascomycota, Leotiomycetes, Helotiales, Helotiaceae.